AGUAUUUCCAAAAAAUGACUCACAUGGACUUUCAAAGUCAUUCGCAAAUACGAUCCAAACUCACGUGUAUCUUUGGUCCUACUGAAGCUCAGAUUUUCACCACGCCUCUCUGCUGAGAUGAUGCAGCAGCCUCACAGGAGUUCCCCCAGCUCUCAUGCAAGACCAGGAAUGACCCUGUGCCACCAGCGCUGCCGCCUCUGGCGGGAGCAUGUUACCUGCUGGCUGACAAGCUCGGGACGCUGUUGUAUCCCUCUGUCACGGCCCCCCGCACCAGCGCAAAGCUUGUGAGCUUUGCUCCUGAUGGUCAGGCUGCAGGGCUUUGCAAGUAACUGAUGGAAGUAAACUGGAAAUGAGAACAAAAGAGGCUGUAACUCCUGCCAGAGAGUUUAGCUCUGUUUCUUUGCAGGUGUUUGAAGAGCAGCCUGGGAGAGUAGGUUCUUGUGGUGAUGAAAGGCACCAGGGCUAGCACGACUCACAAGCUGUGGAGCUGUUCUUUAAUCCUCUGCUGUGAAAAGAUACACUUUAUACUGCUUUUCAGUCGACAGGGGAAAUUAAGGCUUCAGAAGUGGUAUACGACGUUACCUGAGAAAGAGAAGAAAAAGAUCACUCGAGAAAUCGUUCAGAUUAUUUUGGCUCGCAAUCAAAAAACAAGCAGUUUUGUUGACUGGAAAGACCUCAAGCUUGUUUACAAAAGGUAUGCUAGUUUGUACUUCUGUUGUGCAAUAGAAGACCAAGAUAAUGAGCUCCUGACACUAGAGGUCGUUCAUCGAUAUGUGGAGCUACUGGACAGAUAUUUUGGAAAUGUAUGUGAGCUGGAUAUAAUCUUUAAUUUUGAAAAAGCUUAUUUUAUUCUUGAUGAAUUUAUAAUGGGUGGAGAAGUACAAGAAACUUCAAAGAGGUCUGCAGUGAAAGCUAUAGAAGAUUCUGACAUGUUGCAAGAGACAGUGGAAGAGUACAUGAACAAGCCUGCAUUUUAAUGUUAAAAUUACCUGGAGAGAGAACUGCUAUAUACACCUAUAAAAAACAUAUGCUGAAAUUGCUACCCAAAGUGCCAGAUCCUCAGAGAAAUACCAAAAAGCAAUACCUAAAGGGAUUUGUUUGUAUAAUGGUCAAGAUGAAGGUCAGCUCAUGUAGCAGCGGGUUUAACAAUUGCAUACCUGCAUUACACUGUUAUACAGUUUCUCAGAACUGUAAUUACACUUGAUCUACUCUCUCUUCCUUGCUGGACUGAACUCUUGUUUUGUAUGAUGUCUUUUAGCUACAGGAUUUGUCAAACUACAAUGUUAUCCUGACAAUACUUGGAAGAGGUAUUUAUACUAGUUUUGGUCUGCUGCUGACCAUAUGACUCUACUUUUGUACAAAUGUCCAUUAUUUUGAAUGUAAUGAUUAUUCUGAUCUAAUAACAAUUCUUUUUUCUAAAAUUCAAGUUAUUGUGGGCCCUGAUUUCAGAAACUUAUUCUGGACAGAUUAACCCUUCUAGCGUAAAAAGAAACAUGCUUCUUUUUGGAACAGCCACUUUCUUUUAGCAGUGCUGUCUUUCUGCUGUUUCCUGUUCUCCGCUCCUAAGAAGACAGUUCUCCAACUACUAUUAAAGCACAACCCACACACCUCUAUGUAAUCUAGAAAACUUUUCUGACUCUAAGCAGGCCUCUCCCAGGUUUUAGUAGUCCUUUUGCUCCUCCAUGCAGAUGGCCUAUUUCUGUGUAUUUCCCUUUGUUUUCUUAUCCCCUUCUUAUUUCCCCUGCAUCUGGAGAAAUGCUGCAGCCUUUGGAGGUGCACACUUUGAGAGCAGGAGAUAUCCUGAAGAGAAGAAAUUAGUCUGCUGGGAUUUUAGGGUGAAGCAGAUCUCAUGUACCUAUUGACUCAGUAUUCACCACAGAUUCACAGAAUAGUUGUGAUUGGAAGGGACCUCUGGAGAUCAUGUGGUCCAACCCUCUGGCGGCUCAAGAAGGGGCAGCUGAAGCAGGUUGCCCAGAAUUAUGUCCAGUCAGAUUUAGAAUAUCUGCAAGGAUGGAGACUUCACAGCCU
This is a messenger RNA of Struthio camelus australis, 2028 nucleotides long. It is a transcript of the gene AP1S3, whose product is annotated as adaptor related protein complex 1 subunit sigma 3. Gene Ontology annotation, biological process: vesicle-mediated transport; intracellular protein transport. Gene Ontology annotation, molecular function: clathrin-cargo adaptor activity. The record is from RefSeq and is a predicted model, not a curated record. NCBI's taxonomy places the organism in Eukaryota, Metazoa, Chordata, Aves, Struthioniformes, Struthionidae. Gene Ontology annotation, cellular component: intracellular membrane-bounded organelle; AP-1 adaptor complex; membrane coat.